UUCUUAGUAUGCUAUCGUCUUUGAGUGUGUUUCAUUUGCGAGUAAAAUAUUAUAAUGGCGACUAUUGUCCACGUUAAUUUAAAAGAGGCAAUGUUUUUUAUCGUGGCGGAGACCCGCCGUAAGGAGGUGUCGCGCGUUUUGUACGGGCCCCCUUUGCCGAAACGGCGUCGUGGCACCACGCUAGAGUUUGCAGCGCAUGUUUUCCGUGAGGAAUUUAUUGAAUUUAUUGAGGAUUUUGCCGAGUACCGUCGGUAUUGUCGGGCCGAGCCCAAUGACGAAUUUGGUCGGCCGCGGGGUACCGAGGGGUUCGACAUCGGGUUUAUUCGAUGGAUGUUCGAGGGGAGGUGGGGCCAGCUCCACCCGGAAGACGACUGGGAUCAUCCAGCUUGGUCCCACCCUUUAGGCGUCGCCUCCGCAUACGAUGCGGAUUAGAUUGUAUAAAGAUGUAUUUUGUUUUAUAUUUUUCUGUGAAAUAAAUCGACCCGUUUGUUUUGUA
Messenger RNA from Venturia canescens, 496 nucleotides. RefSeq lists its product as uncharacterized. The transcript has 3 exons. Lineage: Eukaryota; Metazoa; Arthropoda; Insecta; Hymenoptera; Ichneumonidae. The record is from RefSeq and is a predicted model, not a curated record. Bases 55 to 432 code for a protein of 125 amino acids.